AUGAGUGCUGGACGUGCGUCAGAGGGUGCAGGUUGCGUUACCUGGUGGGGAUUUAGUCCAGCCCAAAAUCUGCUCAGUCUGGGUCCCGUGAGGUUUGAGGGAGAAAUCAACGUUUUACUGAUUGGCAGUGCAGAUCCAAGACACAUUUUAAAGACUAUUGCUGGUUUGCACGACAAACAAAGUCUUCAUGUAUGGGUGAUAGAAAACAGCAUGGAGGUGGUGGCUAGGCAGCUGCUGCUGCUCUACUUAGCUCUUGUGAACCACAAAAUUAUGGGAAUAAAUGAGAAGACAGAAGUGUUUCUGGAGGUCUUUGGAAACGGUGAAAUCCGGAGUCAGACAGAAGAAACUCUGCAGCGAGCUGCAUCACAGCUCUCUCUGUCUGUUACUGAAACACUGGAGGCUGCCACGCAUGCCUGUCUGAACACCACUCUUCUCAAGUUCAAGGAGCGAGAUGAACUUGUUCGUAUAUUCAACUUGUGGAUCCAGUCUUCUUCUUGUAAGCAUCCUCCUCCCAUCAGGAUGUCCAAAGUGUGGGAUUAUCGCGUCAGGCAGCAUCUCGGUACUCGUUAUGACUCCAGGAAGGGCUGCUUUGACUGGGAUCUUACAAUGAAGCUGCAUAAUAAAGGGUGUGGAGUCAUUAACAAACAGCAAUAUGUGCGAUGGAGAGAGCAGGGACUGGCGUUUGAAAUGAGGGAAGGUGUCUACCAAAUAACCAAUCCAACUUUGCUUUCUUCAAGAGUGUUUAAUCAGAAAGGAGAAAAAGUUGCAGUUAGAGGAUACUGGGGCGACAUUGUUUCCAGUCCUUAUCUCUCUUUUGGCAUUGAAACAGAGGACAAGAACCUGCUGAAGAAACAGAACGAGCAAUACAUCAAGACGGCUCAGGAUAUCUCUUUUGCAAACGUCCAAGGAUUGUUUCAGUUCCUGUCCAGUAGACGGGGCUGCCUCCCCGCUUCUCAGUUCGACUCGGAGGCAGAGGUGUCCACACAGACGGAGCAGAAAUCUGUCAGCUUUAAUGAUGUGAUGCACCUGGAUGGGGUCUCUGUAACUUUCCUUCCUUUGGACUCGCUUCACAAACUACCAGAGAAACAGAAAUACUCCCACUUCUUCCACAUUAUUCACUUCUCUGCCAACUGCGUGCACCAGUUGUGCCCCGUGAUGAGACAGAUUGCAGCACCAGACGCUGUGCUUGUCGUCGAGUCGGCCAAGUACAUUUUGGAUUUCAACAAAGAGCAAGAAGCAGGCUUUGGGAAGAAAAUGGCAAGCAUGGCUGUCGAGGCUGGAUUUGAACCCUGGCAUGAGAACAGUGAUGAUGUCCAUGCAGUUUACAGACAGCAGAACUGA
Messenger RNA from Nematolebias whitei (Rio pearlfish), 1341 nucleotides. Its product is annotated as dynein assembly factor 3, axonemal-like. The record is from RefSeq and is a predicted model, not a curated record. The coding region runs from base 1 to 1341 and encodes 446 amino acids. Gene Ontology annotation, biological process: axonemal dynein complex assembly; motile cilium assembly. Lineage: Eukaryota; Metazoa; Chordata; Actinopteri; Cyprinodontiformes; Rivulidae. The transcript is spliced from 11 exons.